Molecule: messenger RNA, 2187 nt
Organism: Acomys russatus (golden spiny mouse)
Lineage: Eukaryota; Metazoa; Chordata; Mammalia; Rodentia; Muridae
Gene: Lrit3
Product: leucine rich repeat, Ig-like and transmembrane domains 3
Exons: 4
Coding region: 16-2151 (711 amino acids)
Molecular function (GO): protein binding
Source: RefSeq, a predicted model, not a curated record
UGCUGCUGCUGCUGAAUGCCGGUGGGCAUUCGUGGCACACCAGCUUCUUCAUGCUCUUGGUUUGGCCCUUACCUUCUCUUCAGAGGGCCACUUGGAGCUAUGCGGCUCUUUGCACAUCUGUGCCUUGUGCUUAGCUUCCUGGGAGGAGUGAGCUGUACCUGCCCCUCUCAGUGCACCUGUGAUUUUCACGGCAGAAAUGACGGCUCAGGAUCAAGGGUGGUGCUGUGUAACGACCUGGAUAUGAACGAACUUCCUACAAACUUCCCGGUGGACACCGUGAAGCUUCGCAUAGAGAAGACCGUGGUCCGCAGGAUCCCCGCCGAGGCCUUCUACUACCUGGUGGAGCUGCAGUACCUCUGGCUGACCUACAACUCAGUGGCCAACGUAGAAACCAGUAGCUUUUAUAACCUGAGGCAGCUGCAUGAAUUGCGUUUGGAUGGGAAUUCUCUGAGUGUGUUCCCUUGGGUGUCUCUGCUGGACAUGCCCCACCUGAGGACGCUGGACUUGCACAAUAACAGAAUAACCAGUGUGCCAAAUGAAGCGGGCAGAUAUCUGAAGAACCUCACCUACUUGGAUUUGUCAAGCAACAGACUAACCACACUGCCACCAGCUUUCCUGGACAGCUGGUCCCAUUUAGCUACGACACCUUCUAGAAGUCUGGACCUUCCACCGAGGAGAAUUAUUCUUGGUUUACAAGACAACCCUUGGUUCUGUGACUGUCACAUUUCCAAAGUGAUUGAGUUGUCAAAAGUUGCUGACCAUGCUCUUGUGCUUCUCGACCCUCUGAUGGUCUGCAGUGAACCCGAGCGCCUCCAGGGAAUCUUGUUUCAGAGGGCAGAGCUGGACCGGUGCCUGAAGCCAUCAGUAAUGACCUCGGCUACCAAAAUCACGUCUGCUGUGGGUAGUAAUGUCCUGCUGAGGUGUGAUGCCACUGGCUACCCCACCCCAUGGCUGAUGUGGACCAGAUCCGACAGCUCACCAGUUAACCACACAGUAAUUCAGGAGUCUCCAGGAGAAGGCAUCAGAUGGUCCAUCAUAAGCUUGACAGGCAUCUCCUACAAGGAUGCUGGGGCUUACAGAUGUAGAGCCAAAAACCUGGCAGGGAUGUCAGAAGCCACGGUUACUGUGGCAGUAGUUGGUGGUGUUAUGACCACCCUAUCACCAGAUACUUCCGGAAGAAGCCCUGGAGAGCACGCUGGACAGGACCCCCAGGCGGGAUUAGGAAGAUCUACACCUCUAUCUAAGUCAUGGUUAUCGCCCGAUGUCUCUUCCACCUCUUCCCACUCCACUCGCUCAGCUGCUGGAGCCACAUCCACAUCACCGCCGCCUCCUCCCCCUUCCUUCUCUUUACCUCCUGUCUUCUCUGCUGCAUCUGCAACCACAAGUGUGAAAACCAGCGUCUCAGAAAGCACCAGCAGGAGCAGCCACCAGCCGCUCCUGCUCCACCCCGUCGGGAAAAGCAAUGCAGAGUCAGAGAAGAACGGGGGUAAGUUCCCUCCACUCAGCGCGAGUAAGAAAGAGGAGUUGGCGUUGUUGGAUCAGGCAAUGCCUAUGGAAACAAAUGUCACUAUAGAAGACGUCAGGGUGGCCAGUGGAACUGGAGUGAGUGUGACGUUGGCCUGGAACAUCAGCAGCACCACACAGAAGUCUCCCGUGACCGUGUUGUACUCUAAGUAUGGCGAGAAGGACCUGCUGCUAGCAAAUGCAGACUAUGGUGGGAACCAGGCAACCCUAAACGGCCUAGAGCCUGGCAGUCAGUAUGUGGCAUGUGUCUGUCCAAAAGGAGUAGCUCCUCGGAAGGACCAGUGUAUCACCUUCUCUACCCUCAGCGUAGAAGGACCUGACUCACAGUGGCCAUUCCUUAUCAUGGUGACCAGCAUUGCCUGUGUUAUAGCUGUGCCCUUAAUUUGUUUUUUAUUAUAUAAAGUCUGCAAACUGCAGUGUGCACCAGACCCUUUCUGGGAAGAUGAUUUGGCAAAAGAGACAUAUAUCCGGUUUGAGACUCUAUCGCCCAGGUCACAAAGUUUAGGAGAGCUCUGGACACGAAGGUACAAAGAUGACGGGGAAAAGUUGCUGCUAUGCUCUCAGUCAAGUGUGGACUCUCAGAUGAAUCUUAAAAGUGAUGGCUGUAGAUCAGGGUAUUAUUGCUGAAGUUUGGCGGGCAAGGUGAAGGUGGGCAAAGAAGUG